Molecule: messenger RNA, 874 nt
Organism: Acromyrmex echinatior (Panamanian leafcutter ant)
Lineage: Eukaryota; Metazoa; Arthropoda; Insecta; Hymenoptera; Formicidae
Gene: purple
Product: 6-pyruvoyl tetrahydrobiopterin synthase purple
Cellular component (GO): mitochondrion
Source: RefSeq, a predicted model, not a curated record
GUGAGAUAUGUGUUUGAUAUUUGUUGAAAGUGAGAAAGAGAGUGCUAGUAUAGGAACAGAAAACAGACCAUAGAACUGUCAGAAGUUCAAUACGGUGCAGCUACAAAAAACUCUCAAAUGCUCCGAAUUUUUACGAUGUGGAGUGCGGAGCGGAGAACGGAUUAAGUUAGAUUAGGUUAGGUUAGGUUCAAGGCACUUCCACGUGAAACUGACGUGAACGCGUUAGGCAUCUACAGGUGGAUAUAUUUUAACAGCUGUUGCGGUCAUCGCCGAAGCAUUCACCGAAAGGAACAUUUUUUUCAUUAUUUACAACAUAUCCUGAGCUUUGUAUCUGCGUGUUCCCGUUAAUUGGAGAAUGGAGAUUCCAAAUAGUGAAAGAAGGCCGAUCGCUUAUUUGACUCGCAAGGCACAGAUAUCUUGCUGCCAUCGUUUACACAGCCCAUUCCUAAGCGAGCACGAGAAUGAAGUGAUAUACGGAAAGUGCAACAAUGUUUGGAGUCAUGGUCACAAUUACAAUGUGGAAGUAACCGUCCGCGGACCUGUGAAUCCGUUAACAGGAAUGGUCAUGAAUUUGGAAGAUUUAAAGGACUGCAUGCAAAAGGUGUUGAUGGAUAAGAUGGAUCACAAAAAUAUAGACAAACAAGUAGACUACUUCCAUAAAACGGUUUCAACGACCGAGAAUGUCGCUAUAUAUAUUUUCAAUGAGUUAAAAAAGCACAUGUCCAAUCCCGAAUUGUUGUAUGAAGUAAAAGUCCACGAAACUGACAAAAAUGUUAUGUGUUUUAGGGGGGAGUACGAUGAAAAUGUACCUGCUGCUUCUUAAUUAUUAAUUAUUAUAUUAUACAGACUUAUUCAUCUCUCAUGUGAUUUUUUU